UCUAACGUUGUACCCACCACAACCAUACUGACUCAGUGUCUGAAAAACCACAACGCUGAUUAAAAUAAACUCCGUCAUAUCUAGUUUUGAACAAAAACGCGUUUUCUAUGUAGUCGACGGCCGUCUGGACCAGCUGUCUAUCCCGGUUUGAGACCAUCAAAUAUGGACUGGACGGUGAGGAGUCGGACCCGGUUGUGGUGCAUUUUGAUGCUGCUUUGCUGCGCUGGUCUCCCACAAAAGGGGUUUUGCAGUGCCAGCACGGUUUCCCUUCCUGAAAGUCUGCUCUUUGUGUCCACCCUGGAUGGAAACCUGCACGCUGUCAGCAAGAAGUCCGGCUCUAUCAAAUGGACCCUGAAAGAAGAUCCAGUUCUUCAGGUCCCCACACAUGUUGCCGAACCAGCAUUUCUGCCUGAUCCAAAUGAUGGCAGCCUUUACUCUCUGGGAGGGAAGAACAACGAAGGCCUCACGAAACUACCGUUCACAAUUCCUGAGCUGGUCCAAGCGUCUCCGUGUCGCAGCUCUGAUGGCGUCCUUUACACUGGUAAGAAGCAGGACUCCUGGUAUGUGGUGGACUUGUUGACCGGGGAGAAACAGCAGACCCUGACUUCCUCCUUCGCCGAGAUGCUGUGCCCCUCCUCAUCUCUUCUCUAUCUAGGACGCACAGAGUAUACCAUCACCAUGUAUGACACAAAGAGCAGAGAGCUGCGCUGGAAUGCCACCUAUUCUGACUACGCCUCCACCCUUCCUGAUGAUGACACCAAAUACAAGAUGGCCCACUUCGUUUCUAAUGGGGAUGGCCUGGUGGUGACGGUGGACAGUGAAACCGGAGACGUUCAGUGGGUGCAGAAUUAUAACUCUCCAGUGGUGGCCAUUUACAUCUGGCAGCGCGAGGGGCUCCGCAAAGUUUCACACACAAACGUGGCUGUGGAAACUCUGCGCUACCUCACGUUUAUGUCUGGAGAGGUUGGCCGCAUCACUCAGUGGAAAUACCCGUUUCCAGAGGAGAAGAAGCCCAAGAAUAAGUUCAUGGCUACUUUGUAUGUGGGGAAAUACUCCACCAGUCUGUACGCUUCUCCCUCUUUGGUGCACGAUGGAGUCACGGUGGUGCCUCGUGGCAGCACCUUCCCCAUGCUGGAGGGUCCCGACAGCCAGGAGACGGAAGAAGACAAGGAAUGUGUCAUCACGCCCAGCACCAGUGUCAAAUUUAACCCCCCACUCCGAGAGAGAAAUCGGAUCAACUUCAUGAGGAACUACCUGCUCCUCAUAGGUCAUCAUGAGACGCCCCCUGAAGCUCACACCAAGAUCCUGGAGAAGUUUCCUGACAGCUUCCCUCGAAAUCAGGGCAAAAUCAUCCAACCCAACGCUAAGAACAACGUGGAGGAGAAGGUGAAUGACAGUGGCAUGGACGAUGGGCCGCCUUCUCCUCUGCCUGAUACAUCCAUCCAAGACCCCGGGACCAGCGGUCGCCCUGUGCGCCCAGAGGCACCUGUGGACUCCAUGCUCAAAGACAUGGCCACCAUCAUCUUCUCCACUUUCCUCCUGGCUGGCUGGGUGGCCUUUGUGAUCACCUACCCCAAAAGUGUUCACAAGCAGCAGCAGCUGCAGCACCAGGAGUUUCAGAGACAGAUGGAGGAGAGGCUGGAGCUGCUGCAGAGACAGCAGCCUUUCCCCACUGCAGACCUCGGCCUGGGUUUGGCCCCUGACAGCGACUACCUGGAGGUGGCCCGUACUCGCUCUGAGUGCUCAGACCACAGCAGCCCCAACGUCACGCCCCGCGCCUCCAACCACUCCAACCUGUCUGUGUCUGAGCUGGGAAGCUCUGCAAAUGAGCAUGAAGAUGGAGAAGAGGACUCCAUUGUUGUCAGAGUGGGCAACAUAACUUUCCGACCCAAAGAGGUCCUGGGUCAUGGAGCUGAGGGCACGAUUGUGUACAAGGGUCAGUUUGACAACCGUCCCGUGGCUGUGAAGAGGAUUCUCCCAGAGUGCUUCAGCUUUGCAGACCGAGAGGUGCAGCUGCUGAGGGAGUCAGAUGAGCACCCAAAUGUUAUCCGUUAUUUCUGCACCGAGAGGGAUCGUCAGUUUCAGUACAUCGCCAUCGAGCUGUGUGCUGCCUCGCUUCAGGAGUACGUGGAGAAGAAGGAUUUUGACCGCCAUGGACUGGAGCCGGUGAUGCUUCUUCAGCAGACUAUGUCGGGACUGGCCCACCUUCACUCUCUGAACAUUGUUCACAGAGACCUGAAACCUCACAACAUCCUGGUUUCCAUGCCCAACGCCCACGGUCGAGUCCGGGCUAUGAUCUCAGACUUCGGCUUGUGUAAGAAGCUGGCAGUGGGGCGCCACAGUUUCAGCAGGAGGUCCGGCGUGCCGGGCACAGAAGGCUGGAUCGCCCCUGAGGUUCUUAGUGAGGACUGCAAAGAUAACCCAACGUGUGCUGUUGACAUCUUCUCUGCUGGUUGUGUUUUCUACUACGUGGUGUCUCAGGGAAGCCACCCAUAUGGCAAAUCUCUGCAGAGGCAAGCGAACAUCCUGCUAGGAUCACACAACCUGGAUCACCUGCAGACUGACAAACAUGGAGACAUUGUAGCCAGGGAUCUAAUAGAGCAGAUGUUGAGCAUGGAGCCACAGAAGAGGCCUUCAGCUGAGAGCGUUCUCAAACAUCCUUUCUUCUGGAGCCUGGAGAAGGAGCUGCAGUUCUUCCAGGAUGUGAGUGACAGAAUAGAAAAGGAGCCGCUGGACGGACCAAUCGUGAGACAGCUGGAGAGAGGAGGGAGGGCUGUAGUCAAGGGUGACUGGAGGGAGCAUAUCACAGUGCCUCUGCAGACAGAUCUACGGAAAUUCCGCUCCUAUAAAGGUGGAUCUGUCCGAGACCUGCUACGUGCAAUGAGAAACAAGAAACACCAUUACAGAGAGCUGCCUGCAGAGGUACAAGAGACUCUGGGCUCCAUCCCUGAUGAUUUCGUCUCCUACUUCACCUCCCGAUUCCCUCACCUGCUCAUGCACACCUACCUGGCCAUGCGGACAUGUGCAUCAGAGAGGCCAUUCCUGCCUUACUACUCCACCCAGAUGGCAAAAACACAGGCUGAAUACACGCAAAGACAAACUGAGCCCUGCAUUCAACAGGUGCCAACGCAAACAUCACAACCACAGGGACCUGAGCAUGCUCUACAGCCCCUGCAGGUCUCUGACACGAUAACUAAUGGACCAUCGCCCUCACCCUCACCAGAUGAGCCUGUAUCUUCAGAUUUACCUGUUCAGACGGUGGAGCCAGCAGAGUUAACUCUGCCCACACAUAUGAACUCGCAUGGUCACGCAGUGAAACCCACGUCUGCCUCUGAAUCAGAUCCUCUCAGGCACAGAGAAUCCAAUCAGUCAGAAAUGCACACACUGCCACUUCCUUCAGCUCUGGAACAAGAACCAGUGUGAGCUGAAGCAGAGACAGGUGGACCCAGCACAGACGGGGGCAUUGCCUUUGAAGGUGGACACCAUGUGGGGGUCAGCUGCUGCUCUCUGAGCUGGUGAGGACCAGGCCUGCAGUGCCUGGGAUCCACUGCCAGGUGGAGCAGCUGCACUCUCUUUAGUGCCUUCUGCUCACCUGGGAGAUGAUGUCCCCCAACAGAACCGUCCACAAGUCUGCCUCUGCCUCCAGGAAGUCUGAAAAUUAUGUAGCGGGGCUGAGAAAAGACAAUUUUUUUGUAUUUUUUAACAGCAUGUCCAAAAACAGUUUGUCGCUGAAAUAUUCGGCCUCUAUUGUGGGAAACGUGUCUGGAUGUUGUUGAGUAGUUUUAUCGUGCAAUGUUGUAUUUCUCAGUGAGCCUGUUCACUGUGCAGAUGCUGUAUGUAUAUUUUUGUACAGACUGAUUCAGAGUUUGGAUCAUUAAUGUUUAAUCAAUUAACACGGCCUAUGUGCCUUUUUAAAAAAAGAUCUCACUGUGCUGCAUGAGUACAGAUCUUUAAAAUGACUAUGCUAAAUGUGCUUGAUUCCAUUAAUGCUGCUAGAUUGCUUCGCUUUUGUCAAUCAGGGUUAUUGUGCUGACUCGGUAAGAGCGGACGGUUCCAAAGGGCGUUCACUGUGACACCUGAACACAGAAGGGUUUUUUAUUCUCGUGAUUAUGUGGUCAAAUUACAAGGUUGAAAGUCGGCUGCAAAUCUCUCGUGUAUAAAGACUUUUUCAAGGGCGUUAAAGUGAAGUUGAUAACUUGCACAUUAAAUUCUAUUUUUUUUUUAUACUCUAAUUUUGCUUGUUGAGUCAUUACUGCAUUUGAGGAUGGGGCUGGUUCAAAAUUGAAUAUUUAGAUGUGGUCAUUGCUC
Messenger RNA from Cheilinus undulatus (humphead wrasse), 4308 nucleotides. RefSeq names its product serine/threonine-protein kinase/endoribonuclease IRE1-like. Gene Ontology annotation, molecular function: ATP binding; RNA endonuclease activity; protein serine/threonine kinase activity. Gene Ontology annotation, cellular component: IRE1-TRAF2-ASK1 complex. The transcript has 22 exons. Gene Ontology annotation, biological process: mRNA processing; protein phosphorylation; intrinsic apoptotic signaling pathway in response to endoplasmic reticulum stress. Lineage: Eukaryota; Metazoa; Chordata; Actinopteri; Labriformes; Labridae. Bases 163 to 3423 code for a protein of 1086 amino acids. The record is from RefSeq and is a predicted model, not a curated record.